Rotaria sp. Silwood2 is the source of this 807-nucleotide messenger RNA. NCBI's taxonomy places the organism in Eukaryota, Metazoa, Rotifera, Eurotatoria, Philodinida, Philodinidae. The record is from the annotation of a GenBank genome assembly.
AUGAAAAGAAACAAUAUUAUUACUAAUUCAAAAUUAUUUACUCUCGAUACCGAAUCUACUCCCAUUCCACAUCAACCAAAUAAACCAAGUCUUAUACAACUUCAAAUAAUACAAUCUGAAUAUUCUUCAAUUAUGUUAAUUGUGGAAGUAUGUCAUUUACCCUCUCCUGAUCAACCACAAUUUACAUUAAUUAAGAUUUUAUUUGAUUUAUUAUUUCAACCUGAUAAAAAAAUAUACAUUUGGGGAGAGAUCGAUGAAUUAAUUAAAUUUACUAGAUAUCAAUUAUUUACAUCAAAUCAAAUUUACUUAUCUAGAAAUAUUCAUUUACAAAAGGAAUUUAAAAAAUAUUGGUCUGCUAAUUAUCCUCAUCAACCAACGUCAUCAUCAAAUGGUACGUCAACGUGUAAAUGCAAAACCUGUUUUGGUAUUUCACACGACAAUUUAUUAGCUUUACAAGAUGCUGUCGCUUUUGAAUUGCAUCGAUGGAUUGAUAAACGACUUACACGUCAACCAUUUGAUAUCGGACUUGAUCCACAUUUACAACAUUUAAAUGAUAAACAAAUGGAAUAUCGACAAUCAUUAUGUAAUUAUGCAGCAAAUGAUUGUGAUGCUAUAUAUCAAUUAAUUAUUAGUACAAAUAUUAUCAACGACCAAGAUCAAGAUAAUACUAUUUCAUCAAUUAAUCCACCAACUACAUCAACAAAUUAUGAACUUCAAUUAACAUCCGAUGAUGAUCAAGCAAAUAAUCAAGAAGGGGUCCUCUCGACUGGUCCCCCUUGCCAAUUAUCCCAACUGGUCCCCCCUUAA